This is a messenger RNA of Oncorhynchus kisutch (coho salmon), 4627 nucleotides long. RefSeq names its product nuclear receptor subfamily 2 group F member 6. The record is from RefSeq and is a predicted model, not a curated record. NCBI's taxonomy places the organism in Eukaryota, Metazoa, Chordata, Actinopteri, Salmoniformes, Salmonidae. The coding region runs from base 1299 to 2516 and encodes 405 amino acids. The transcript has 5 exons. Gene Ontology annotation, molecular function: sequence-specific DNA binding; zinc ion binding; DNA-binding transcription factor activity. Gene Ontology annotation, biological process: regulation of DNA-templated transcription.
CACUCACACACACACACACACACAGGCUGAAGAAAACUGAGGGAGCAGGAGAGACACAGAGAGAGAGAGAGAGGAUGGUCAGUGUGGCGGCUUGCAACACUGUCUAGAGCCUAGCCUUCUUUUUUUAUUUUUUUUAAUCUUAAUUAAAUUUGUGGACUCUGCAGCCAAAGGGAGGAGAGAAAGCCCUGUCCCUUCCCCCUUGCCUCAGCCACGGGAAGCACCCACACGGACUGAGCACAGGGCUAGGCCACAAGUCAUUAGUGCUCGGUGGGAAAGAACUGACAAAAGACUGGAGUGAGUGCUUAGAGUAGCUCCACUGACUUCUGAGGGGUGGAAAGGAGGCUUUUUUGGAUUUCUACCUCAUCUGUGCUCUCUAAUUUUGGAGGGUCUGAAUCAGAGACUGGUCUAGCCACAACGACCGAUGAUAUUGCUACAGCCUAGCCCUCUGCAACAACAAACAAGGAAGAGAGGGCACUUCCUUGAGCUAAAGAUCAUUUUGAAGAGCGCCAGAGAGACUGGUUGAUUUAGUUAAACAGAGGGGGUAGAUGUAACCACAGCUGAGACGUGAUAGUGGUUUUCUGUGUGCCUUGAUAAUAUUGCCACACAGUGAGCUGGAAACAUCAAGUUGUUUUGCUAAUGGUGACCUGGAAGAGCUCUUUGUCAACCAGAACGUUGUUGGUGCUCUGAGGAUGGCUGGUAAGCCCGUCUCUUGCCUCGCUCUGUCUGUACCCUCACUCCCGCCGUGGCUGUAAGAGUGAUCUAGCAAAAACAAGACAUUGACAUUUUAUAUGAGUGUACUUCCCAAGGUUCUGUUUCGUGGCUGAAGCGGUAACAAUUCGACUUCUAUAAGACAGCCGUCGGAGGACAUGGGCCAAAGGAAAAAACACACAAAAAGAGUGAAUAACUGAAAAAGGAGAAAGAAAAACAGGGGCCAUUGGAAGCCACAGGCAUGCAAAACAAAAGUUUCUAAAGUGAAAGGCUUAACUAUUUCCGGAUCAUAGUGUAAGGGGAGGAGACAAAACAGCUCUAUUGUUUUUUGGGGGGAGGACAAACAUUCUACACCAUUUAUACUGUUCUAUAAAUUAAAAGAGGGUGUGGGUAUUUUUCAGACAGACUGUUUUAGUUUCCAACACACUUUAAGGACCAAAAAGCCAAACAAAUGAUUAAAUGAGAAGACAGAGAACCUUCAAAUAUUAAACUCUGAACAGCGGAGCACAAAAGAAAGUCAGAAAGUUUAGACGGCAGCUACCGAAAGCUUUGGCUGUCUCCCAUUCCUUCUGUGGUCUGCUAAUCAAACAAUGGCCAUGGUGAGUGGGGGCUGGGGAGAUCCCAAUGGGGGCACCAACGGGCUGGGGGAGAAGGGCUAUCUGAGGGGAGAGGAGGAGGACGGUUCGCCCCAGGCAGGGGGCAGUGACAUGGAGGCUGGGGACGAGGACAAGGCAUGUGUGGUGGACUGUGUGGUGUGUGGGGACAAGUCCAGUGGGAAGCACUACGGUGUGUUCACCUGCGAGGGCUGCAAGAGCUUCUUCAAGAGAAGCAUCCGUCGCAACCUCAACUAUACCUGCAGGUCAAAUCGAGAGUGCCAGAUCGACCAACAUCAUCGUAACCAGUGCCAGUACUGUCGCCUGGAGAAGUGCUUUCGUGUAGGAAUGCGCAAAGAAGCAGUUCAGCGCGGACGUAUCCCCCCCUCACACUCCAGCCUCAGCCCCACGGGCACCCCAGUAGGUGGCGGUAGUGGCGUAGGAGGGGCUGAUUUCUACAACAACAAUGGUGGGCAGCCCGUGUCAGAGCUAAUCUCCCAGCUGCUGCGUGCCGAGCCCUACCCCAGCAGCCGCUACGGCCACCAGUACAACCAACAGGGCCAGGCCACCGGCGCAGGCGGGGCCGUCAUGGGCAUCGACAACAUCUGCGAGCUGGCAGCUAGGCUGCUCUUCAGCACCAUUGAGUGGGCCAGGAACAUCCCCUACUUCCCAGAGCUGCCUGUGUCAGAGCAGGUAGCUCUCCUCAGGUUGAGCUGGAGCGAGUUGUUCAUCCUGAACGCAGCCCAGUCCGCCCUGCCCCUCCACAUGGCCCCACUGCUGGCCGCUGCGGGUUUCCACUCCUCACCCAUGUCGGCCGAGCGGGUGGUGUCCUUCAUGGACCAGGUGAGGGUGUUCCAGAACCAGGUGGAAAAGCUGAGCCGGCUCCAGGUGGACUCUGCCGAGUACAGCUGUCUUAAGGCCAUCGUCCUCUUCUCGCCAGAUGCGUGUGGCCUGACAGACCCAGCCCAUGUGGAGUCUCUGCAGGAGAAGGCCCAGGUGGCUCUGACAGAGUACGAGCGGAUGCAGUACCCAGGUCAGCCCCAGCGAUUUGGCCGCCUGCUCCUCCGCCUGCCCGCCCUCCGCGCGGUGCCCGCCAACCUCAUCUCCCAGCUCUUCUUCAUGCGUCUGGUGGGCAAGACGCCCAUCGAGACUCUCAUCCGCGACAUGCAGCUCUCCGGAAGCUCUAUCAGCUGGCCCUACGUCCCUGGACAGUAACCCCGAAAGGAAGUCUCCGUCUGGGCAGUGACGACAAGGACCACAGGUUCCUCUGACUCAUCCAUCUGUGUGAUCCUAUGCUAGCACCAGCUGGACAUCAUACAAGUUGCACUGCCUCCAUGAACUGAGCUCUCCAUACCAGCCUAGCGCCAGCUGGGUCUAUUGCCAGCACACUGGUGCCAACACACCUACUGUGCACCAUUAUGGCAACCUGAGUCAGCUAUGCCAUCCGCAUGCCAUAGUGACUUACAUACACACGUUAAUGUCCUGCCAAUAGAGGUCACUGGAACCAUGCCUCAUUUUCCACAUCUCAUUGCCUUUGGUGCAAAGACUUUCAACAUCAACAUCAAACCAAGACAGAGAUCACUCUUGGUGAAAUUCUGGAGAAUUCUGGUAGAAAAGCUUUAUAUAUGCAAACACAGAAGUGGUAGAGGAAAUGGAACUGGGACAAGACAUUUCACCCGAAUCUUCAUCGUCCACUGAAAUUUCACUCAAAACGUAAUUGUCCUUAAAGCUAGAAUCCUUACUUGCUACAUCCAUUUUUGGACUUAUAAAUAAAUUAUAUAUACCCAUUUAUUAUUGAAGAAUAUAACUUAUAAAUAACUUAUAGUCUCAAACCAUCGUUUAAACUACAUUGUUAAAUGUACCUACAGUAUCUCCAAGCCCAUUCCGCAGCUUUUUACCAAAACAGAGGCGGGGUGCCUGCUUUGUUAUUGUUUCAAUGAAGGAUUCUAGCUUUAAAGAGGUUAUAGAUAUGACAUUUGAACUACUAAAUCAGCCAGGCAGAUAAAGUGGAAAGACUUACAGAGGGACUCAAUGAUAGUUUCCAUGUACCACUCAUAGGGCUCUUACUUGUUGUACUGGGCAACUUUUCAAACUCCACAGUCACACAAAUAUGGAUCGAUACCUCACAAGACAGCAGAAUGCUAUGGACGGAUUUCUUCUAAAGGCAACCUCUCUGUCAUUGUACAGUUGUUCACCACAGACUGCCUUCUUUUCAACAACUGCCUUUUCAAUAUGAAUUCGGACACUGCAGUUUGAGUAGAUUAUUCAACUGGACAUAUUCUUUAAGAUUAAUGCAGUUUUUUUUUAAUAUACGGACUGAUAUUUAAACUACACCUGAAGAUGAUGAAUGCAGCUGAUGUGAGUGACAGGCUGAUUGUUGAAACAAGGCUGUUCUCAAGUGACAAAAAAAAGUAUUUAAUCAAAAAGGUUGUGGCCAAAUGGUUUCCCUGUGACAUAUCACCAUGCUGAAAGGUUGUGGCCAAACGGUUCACCUAUGACCUGCGACCAUGCUGAAAACAAAGAGCAUAUACAGUUGGUACUUUCAAAAUGCAGAGAAAUCGCAUCAAAACUAAUUUGAAGUGUUAAGAAGUGUAUAUACUGUAGAUUUAGGGAACCAAAGGUUGUCCUGCUGCAUGUCACAAUUUAGUUAUUGAUCUGUGUUUCAUCUCUACGAAAUGGGAUUAGAAGGUAAAGUUCUUUUUUUUAUGUUGAGUCAACAGUUUCUUUUUUAAAACAUGAACAUUUUCAUGUGAAAAUACCUCUACCAUUCCUCGAGAUGUGUCAAAAAGAUGCGAUUCUCCAUAGCGGUGAAAAUGACACUACACUGGUGCAGAACAAGAGGCUACCCCUAAGCCAAUUGUGUUGCCACCACAAAGCAAUGCAUUCCACUAGCUCAAUGCAGAACACUUAGGCAAUAUGGGAGUUUGUUGUAAUGGCUGUUUGGUGAUGUGACUGCUGCAGCCAAAAUGACACGGUGAGUGUGUGGAUCGUUUCUUUCCAUAGGUGUGUCAGUUACCGCCAUAAGAAUGUCAGUUAGAUGUGGGCAAUAUGUUUUGUACUCACAAGCUAAUAAGAGAUGAAAUGAGUGAUUUGUAUAUACACUAGAUGAGUUUUGGGGUGAUGUUUUGAAGCCACCGUGCCUCCAUCUUGGCACUCCCCCACCUUGUAAAAAAAUAUUUUGGAAGCUAUAGAAAUGCAUUUAUUAAUGUCUACGUUCAUUUUUGCCACAUUGAUUCCAUUACAAACACCUUAAUUCAUGCUUUUAAAUUAUAUUAUGUGAGGUAAGCAAAAAUAAAAUAAAAAUUGUGUAUAAUUUUUUGAGAUGA